This is a messenger RNA of Protopolystoma xenopodis, 735 nucleotides long. NCBI's taxonomy places the organism in Eukaryota, Metazoa, Platyhelminthes, Monogenea, Polystomatidea, Polystomatidae. The record is from the annotation of a GenBank genome assembly.
AUGCAAAUAUCCAAAGCGCUGUCCGAUUCGCGGCUUUCCAACCAAAUCUCCUAUCUACAGAACGAGUUAGUUCCCCAGCUCUACGAGGAUCUCAGCCCUCCUCCUCCUCCUCCUCCUCUGCCCACCGACCCACCGAUUACAGUUGUCCCUGAUUUUAGUGAUCCACGUCAGGUCCGCCAUUUGACGGUGCUUUUGCAGAGCCGAGCAGAUAACUUGCAGGGCUGGUUGGCCGGUGCUACAUCACUUGGCGAGAUGGGAAUCCAGCCUGCAAAUGAAAUCGGGACUAAGGCCACCGUCAGCAAGUUCCAAAAUCUGAAUGAUCGUGAAAGCUUAGCCUUACUAACCAGUGACCAGCUGUCCGGCCCCUCGACAGCAAGACCCGCUUGGAAUCAAGUCAAAAAUAUACCCCGAAAAGUCAGCUUGGGAGUCAAUAGGCCUAACUAUCCAUUUUCGAAUGGUAGGCAAGUGGAGGAAAGUACUGCGUGGCCGAGGGCCGAGCACACUCAGAAGGUUCUUCCUCUCACGUACAGGGCACCAGUGGCCCCGGGAAUCCCGAUUGAUGCUGGUGAUCUUACCAUCGCAUCCAAUGAGAAUGCUGAAUGGCGACAUGGGGAGGGACGUCGAUCGGCAUUUAGAGCAGUACUUAGUAAUGCUAGUCUGCGAAAUGCGCCACGUCUUGGCUCUACAGCAUUUCGAAACAUCGUAAGUAGACCAUUUUUCGUCUUAAUCAACUGA